Molecule: messenger RNA, 633 nt
Organism: Papilio xuthus (Asian swallowtail)
Lineage: Eukaryota; Metazoa; Arthropoda; Insecta; Lepidoptera; Papilionidae
Exons: 7
Source: RefSeq, a predicted model, not a curated record
AUACAAAUACGAACAUAUGCGAUAUCUAUAUAGACGCAGCUGUGUCCUCACCUAAUUUAAUUGAGACGUGCAAUUUUAGUGGAGGCCCAGUUACACACCAUGUGCACAAAGCCGUGUCAACUCAAGGAUUAGUGCAAAGAUAUUCCUUCAAUGGCGGCUCACAUCGAUCUCAACGUAGUUUUACUGCAGACGUUCAUCCGGAUUACGCGACUAAUUGCACAAGUAUGACGGAGCAGUCUAUCUCCAAGCCUGUGGGAGUGAAGAGCGCUCUCAUUCGAGAUCUUGAAAAGCAGUCGGGUUUCGAAGACAAAUCUCCCACAUACAAUUCCAGUGAUUCUUCUUCGUCUGGAUCUCCUAAAGUCGCGCCAUCGAAGAGAGGAGUGGCAAUCCAAGUGGUUCUCGAUAACACUGGACAUGAUGCAAAGUCUCGAAGGGUUCUAAGCACAUCGGUGGGAAUAUUCACAUCACUUCACGGACUCUCCCAAUCAAUACAGACGCCGUACAACAAACUGGGAAUUGAUAAUGAAUUAGGCUUCAAUUUGAUACCGGCUACGUCUAAAAGCACGUAUACUUCAUGCCACAUGGCCGGGGCGGCUGUACAAACAGGAUUCAAGACUACAAAAAAAAGUAUAG